GAGACAGGGAGAGAGAGAGAGAGAGACAGAGGGAGAGACAGACAAACAGAGAGAUCCCAGUGCUGUCACUCUGCUCCCCAUCACCACCAGGUCUGUAUAGCUCAGGCUAACCCUCACCUCCCAAACACUAAGAUUCCCAAUGUGUGCACCCCACCCCCAUCCCAGGCUGCCCGGGCUACCCCUCCUGUUUCUUUUUGCUGCUACUGUUUUUGAGCCAAGUUCUUGCUGUGUAGCCCUGGCUUGUCUAGAACUGUCUAUGUAGCCUGGGCUGGCCCUAAAUUCACAGUUGUAACCAAGUGUGACCGGAUUUCUGAUGCACCACCACACAGUUUUACGAGGUUCUGGGGAUCAGGCCCAGGCUUCGUGCAUGCUGGUCAGGCCAGCUCCUCGGGCCACGUCUCCAGAGCCUCCCUUUCCCCUGGUUCUGCUGUAGGCCAGGAGUGAGGGCGUCCACAGUCCCAAGCUUGUUUUACCCAGCUCCCCUCGCUCUGGCUCCUGGUCACUUCAGCUUUAAAGGGCCCUAAAGCCAGGCCCUUUUGUCCUUUGUGUAAGUCACUGUGCUGUACCCCAGGAACCUCCUAGCCACCAUCCUUCCCGUCCUGGCCUGUCUUCUGGCCAGGGCUGGGUGACUAGGCUGGGAAUCCGCCCAGCCUCAAACGCUCCCUGGGCAUAGGCUGAGGCUGGGGCUGAAGCCACUGCCCUUGAAAAGACAAUGGAGCCAUCCCUGAUGGAGUGACUUCGCGUGCAUCACCUGACUGCUGAAACCUAGACAGGUGUGUACACACACGCGCACACACACGCACGCUCACGUGCUCACACACAUACACGCGCGCUCACACGUGCUCACGCGCGCGCACACACACACACACGUUCACACGCCCUAGCCAGUGCUCUAGCCAUGUAUACCAUGCACCAGUCACCCAUGGGCAGCCUCCGGGUAACAAAGGAGCUGAACCUCUAGGAUUUUCUCCACAUGGGAGGCACGGGUGGGAUGAUUGGGGAGCUCAUUGUGUAGCUCGCCCCUGAAUCUCCCCACCACACACACACACACACACAAAUUGGGGAGCUCAUUGUGUAGCUUGCCCCUGAAUCUCCCCACCACACACACACACACACACACAAAUUGGGGAGCUCAUUGUGUAGCUCGCCCCUGAAUCUCCCCACCACACACACACACACACACAGACUAAGCCGUCACAGGGACCAGACACAGGCUCUACUAGACUCCUCUCCCUGCUAACAAAAUCCCAUAGGUGUGAUGUGCCCCCAACCUAGCAGAGCCCCACUGGGGUUGCUGGGGUUUCAGACUGUAAAAUGCUUAAGAAGGGCCAAGAGCAGAGUUGUUGCUAUGGCAACUGAGGUAAGCCAGGCUUUCCCUGGUACCCAGCAGACCAAGCACCUGGCACUGCUUCUAACUCUUGCUAGUUCGUACCGAAGGUCCUUAGGUGGCUGCUGCUUCCUGGUUCGUCUUUUACCCAGUCCUGCAGGGCUGAGUGACACAGGGUUUGGGGCCAUCUGUGUGACAGCAGAUGUGAUUUCACAAGGACAGAUGUUUGCAAGAUGACCAGGUUCAGGAAGGCAGGAAGAAGAUAGGGAGAGACCCUUCCUGCAUAGCUUCAAAACAAUCCCGAGGGAGGGAGACGGCUUCCUUGAGAUGGAGUCCUGUUUGCCGCUGUAUCCUCCAGGCUAGCGGAUGAGAGCUGCCGGACACGCUGUCUCCGUUCUCCAUCUCGAGGAGGGGGGCCGUGUCCAGCUGCCUGCACGUCCCGAGGACCCAGCUCAACCUCAAACUUGCACAAGUACUUUAUACACAGGGCUCAAAGAUACCCAACUCACGAUCACUGCAAGUCAUUUCCCGCUAUUGCAGAUUACAAAUGGGCCAUGGGCCUCUGUUUGGGCUGCCCUUGGACUAGCCUGUGAAAAAGACCCAAGGUCCCUUACCCUACCCGAGGGAGCCGCUCCCCCAAAUACCCCACCAGGGUCCCCUGCUUGGCCUCUGCCAAGCUUUCCCCACAGAGGUUUGUUCACCACAGCACUGGGGAAUCGCCAUGUCUGCCAAGGCCCACCCCUCAUCAGCCAAGCUUUGUUUGACAGAACGCCCCGUGCCACUCGCUUGAUCUCUACCAGUGGUCCUAGUCCAGGAAAACAAAAUAUCCGAGGGGUGGGGGAGAGAGCUGCGUGACAAAGAGCUUGCUGUGCAAACCGGAUGGCGCUUGACCCCCGAAUCCACUAAGAGUGGGUUUCAUGGCAUGCGCCAUGAUCCCAGCAAGACAGAGGACCACUGCCAGCCGGGCGGUGGUGGAGCUCAGCAGCAGAGGCCAGCCUAGUCUACAGAGUUCCAGGACAGCCAGGGCGACAACUAACUAGCCUUAAAGCUCUCAGGCCAGCAUGCCUGGAGUGCACAGCUCAGUGGCAGAAAGAGACUUUGCCUCAAGAUGAAGGCAAGAACCCACUUCCAAAAGCUGUCCUCUGACCUACACAUGCAGGCAACUGCGUAACACACACAAUAAAUAAUUCAAAGCUGGUCGUGGUAGCCUGCACUUGUAAUCCCAGUACAGGGUAAGUGGAGUCAGACAGAUCCCUGGGGCCUCCUGGCCAGCUAGCCUAAUCUGUUAGUCAAGUUCCAAGCCAGUGAGCCUAUCUCAAAAGCAAGGGCGAUGGCUCCUGAGGAGGAUGAUUCCAGAGGUCAUCGGGCGCAAGUAUGUGCACUCACAGUGUGUGUUAAACUCAGGGGGCAGAGGCAGACAGCUCUCUCUGACCGCACCCAAGCGUCAGGAGGCAGAGGGUCACAAGGCAUCUGUUACAGAACCCACAGCCACCGGCAGGUUCGGGUCAGCGUUUGGACUUGAUGGCGAGGAGCUCUUUAAAGGUGUCCCUGAGAGACGACCACUUCUUUCGCAAGUCUCUCAAUGGCCACUUGAAUGCAUGGGCAUCUGGUGGGUAUGGUUCGUGACCAGGGACCAAUCUACUAAUUAGUCUAUUCUGGGACAUCAUCGCCCCACACUCAUUUAGAAACCGCAGUAAGGAUGUCUGCAUACACAGUGUUCAGCAGCUAUGAUCCCUGAAUUACUCCGGAACAGCAAAGGCACAAAAAAAAAAAAAAAACAUCUCUGGAUGGGAAGGCGAGGGGCACUGCGGACCUCCGGGUAGCAACUGAGCGGGGUGGCUCCUGCCUGGGGAUCUGGGCUGUGGGGACGGCCCGCUUUCCGCUCUUCUAAUCCCUAGUCCAUCACCGCUAGCAGCAGCUACAGCACCCUGGCUUUCUGCCUUCUGGGAUUGCCCCAGGCUGUCCCAGGCGGGGCUCCUCCACCCCCAUAUCCAGUCAGCUGAUUGGUGGAGCCGCGCCUACACUCCCCGCCCUGUGAAAGUUUGGUCCCAGCGGCGCGGGACUCCUACUGUAGCCUAUGAGUCCCAAACUCAAAUUCCUGCCCUCGUAGGUGGGAGGGUUAACUUGAAGGGGUGGAGAUUCCAACCAGGAGGCUGACCCAGUAGGGUCAACCUCAGCAGUGUCAGCCUUAGAGCUGGGAGUCCUAGCGUCACCGGCCACUGGAGCGCGUGCACGCUUGUGUGCGGUUCCUUGAGAGGGCGUGGGGCGAUGCAGGGCGGCUAGGUUCCCGCUACUCGUCCCAAGACGGAGGUGGCUCGGGGGACCAGACCUAUCCCAGCCAGUCCUUCCGAGGGCACUGGACUGCCUUUGCUGGAGAUGAAGCCGGCAGGUGCGGGUCCCGCAGUGUCCCCCGAGGCCGAGUCCCCGGACGCGUUCCUUGGCCCUCCAUUUCCCUGGCCCUGCCCACCCGACGUGCGGCUCUGUGGCCACCUGCGGAAGCAGAAGUCCCAGCGCCGCCGCUUCUUCGUUCUGCGCGCUGACCCUCCGCGUCUGGAGUGCUACGAGAACGAGAAGAAGUUCCUCGCCAGCGGCUGCCGCCCACCUCGACCCCGGCGCAGCGUGAGCCUGGAGGGUGCCUGCACUAUCAGCAAGCGUGCGGACGCCCGCCAGCGCCACCUGAUCGUCGUCUACACCAGCGACAGCAGCCUGGGCGUAGCGGCGGCCAGCGAAGCUGAGCAGCAAGCGUGGUACAGCGCCCUGCUGGAGGUGCGCGCCUCCGCCGCGGCAGCUGCCGCCACUGCUAUGGGUCUCAGUCCCCAAGAGGCCCCUGAGUCUUGGAUCUUCGCCCCGUUCCAGGACGUCUGGCCUGUGACACUGCGGUCCAAGGGGCUGGGGCGCGUACGAGGCCUGAGCAGCGGCAGCUAUCGCCUGUGCCUGGGUUCUGGGGCCCUGAGCCUCCUGCGGAAGCCAGGAAGCAAAGGCUCCAAAGACAGUCGGGCAUCGCCACCACCGGCCCUGCGCCUGUCCUUGCUCAGCGUGCGCCGCUGCGGCCAUGCAGACUCCUUCUUCUUCCUAGAACUCGGGCGCUCAGCGCCCACAGGUCCCGGGGAGCUGUGGAUGCAGGCACCCGACGCAGUGGUGGCCCAAAGCAUUCAUGAGACCGUCCUGGCUGCCAUGAAGAGGCUGGGGAGCGGUGCAACCAGUGACGAGGCUGAGCCACUGUCCGGAGAUUUUCCAGAUAGUGCGUCUGCAGCCCCUGCCCCGGUACCAUAUGAAACCCCUGCUUCUGUAACGCAACCGAGGAGCCCGGGUGAGAGAUCAAAGCAAGACCACAAGACCUUGGAAAGGAUGGGGCCCACACCCUCCUCCAAGGGGCUAGAUCUGGGCGGGGACUAUAUCACCAUGGGAGCCAGGGAUGACUACAUGCGCAUGGGAGGAGAGGCUGGGGACUACAUGUGGAUGGCACCCCCAAGCCUUCCUCCCACCCCUGCCAGGGUGGACCCUGGCAGGUCACUUCAGGAUUGUGAGAACACAGAGUACGUGCCCAUGAAUAGAUUUUUACCAGGGCCUUUUUACUACGAGCUCAAGGCCAGGGGGCCUGAACUUGGGCAUCAGGGGGCCCUUUGCAGCGUUGGGGACAGAUGGGGACCCACAGAGGCUCAGCCUCGCUCUUCCCAGCUUUCAGAACUAUCUGGGGACUACAUGUACAUCCCAGACUGUGUAGGAAUGAGCAGUGCUGAGCCAGGGUCCCUGGACAGCUGCCUCAACUAUGUGGAUCUGGACCUAGUCCCUCCCUUGGAGGUGCCUGGAGCAGCCUCUGGGGAUAGUCCACACAGCUGUGGCAGCGUCAAGUUCUAGAACCUUUGGGGAGAUGGCCAAGGGAGAGAGGGAAAGUUACUAGUGUACACCUCAGCCCCCGCACAGGGAAGCAAGGGACCCCUUGCCAUGCCCAGCUGUGUGCCCCCUAAGAAGCCCUCAGGAAGAGGUUCUCCCAAGAAAUUAGACUCUUAAAGAGAGAAAGUUCUAGAAUCCCCCUCUGUCCCAACCCAAAAAACCAACCAACCAAACAGAAAGCCCCCAAACCUGACAAAGUCUGGGCCUUCUCAGCUGAGACCCUGGUCUUGUCUCUGAGGAACUCCCGCAGAAUCAGUCAGUCAGGCUAGCUGCGGCCACUUAACCCCACUCACUCGUUUUCAAGCCAGAGACAGCUCCUAGGGCCCCGGUUCAAAAACGAUGGGCGCGUCCGGGACCAUGUUAGUGCUCCCCUCCCCCAGCAGCCUGGCCUCCUGGGUCCUCCUCUGUCACCAGCCAGGCUCGCCUGACGCUCUCUCGGCCUGGCCGAGCUGCCCAAGUCCUCACUUCCUAGAGAACUGUGGACCCAACCCACCCAUUAAAGGUGCUCUGCACCCGGA
Molecule: messenger RNA, 5739 nt
Organism: Mesocricetus auratus (golden hamster)
Lineage: Eukaryota; Metazoa; Chordata; Mammalia; Rodentia; Cricetidae
Product: insulin receptor substrate 1
Exons: 2
Coding region: 3704-5185 (493 amino acids)
Biological process (GO): insulin receptor signaling pathway
Cellular component (GO): cytosol; plasma membrane
Molecular function (GO): insulin receptor binding; phosphatidylinositol 3-kinase binding
Source: RefSeq, a predicted model, not a curated record